AUGUAUCGACCAACAAGCAACCUCCCAUCGCAUUUGCGCCAAUCCUCUCUAUCGUCCUCGAAUUCGCAAACAUCCGCCCUGCAGCAGCGCAUCAACGAGAAACGUGCCGAGCUCGAGAAUCUCAAACAACUACGCGAACUCAGUGCUGGUNNCUUGCUGGUCAGAUGGAGCAACUCGAGGAAAAACUGUCCACUCUUUCAGAUGGCACCCAGGGUGCGUCAUCUUCUUCUUCUCUACCCAGAACUCGAACUGAUUCUCUCAGCCAUCGCAACCGUUCUCUCCAACUGGCAUACAGUGCUCAGAGCAAUCCAUAUGGCUUCCGCCCACAUCGCGAAGCCCCAACAAGACGCCGAAACAGAACCCGACGCCCAGCUUCCUCUGCCCCAAACCCUUGUCAGAAUACCCAUGCAGCAUGUCGACCAAUCCGAGCCCGCCCAGUCCGAGAAUGGCGACGAUUCAACCGUCAGAUGA
Molecule: messenger RNA, 471 nt
Organism: Aureobasidium musti
Lineage: Eukaryota; Fungi; Ascomycota; Dothideomycetes; Dothideales; Saccotheciaceae
Source: the annotation of a GenBank genome assembly